AUGCUCCAAGGCGUGGCUGCAGGCCCUCAGGUUCUGAGACGAUCCGUGCCCGGAGUCUAUUUCAUUCUCCCCCCGACUCUCGCACUGUUUCUGAAGUGCGUUUACCGAGAGCAUCUCUCCCUCCGUGGCUCUGCAAGCUCCUGGAAUAGUGGAACACUCAUGCUGUUUCUCUUCCUCUCGGAGUAGACUUCAGCAUUCUAUACCAUCAGAAUCAAAUAAAAAGUGGGAGAGUGCCCCAGGAAGCGGUUGGAACGCAGAACUGGGCUUUCGAGCUCCUGCACAACAGACUUCAGCUGCUAAGCGCGUCUCAAGUGCUGCCAUUUUGCCUCUGGGAGGAUAGGCAUGGAUCCUUACCAAGAGCCCUGCAUGUUACCUUCAGACACAGGAGACCACCGUGGCAAUGUGACUCGCUGGUAUUUUGACUCUGAGAAGAACCAGUGCGGAUCCUUUAGGUACAGUGGAUGUCAAGGGAAUGCCACCAACUUCCUCAGCAAGACUGACUGCAGGAAGGCCUGCAUGCACGUCGUGAAGAAGGGACAGUGCCCGCUUUACCCUUACCAAAUGCGAAUGGAGUGCCCGGCCUCCUGUAAGAGCAACAUGGAUUGCGCAGCCGAGGAAAAGUGCUGUGAGUCCAGGUGUGGCUUUAUUUGUGCCAGAGCCUGGCUAGGUAAGGAUUGGUUUUGCCCACAUAAGGCCCUGGCGUGUUCCAAGCUUGAUAAGCCCAAGUGCCAUCGAGACAGUGACUGUCCCCUCGACGAGAAGCGCUGCACCCGCUGUGGAAUGAAGUGCUUGGGACCCAGACACUGA
This is a messenger RNA of Acomys russatus (golden spiny mouse), 807 nucleotides long. RefSeq names its product WAP four-disulfide core domain 8 (gene Wfdc8). The record is from RefSeq and is a predicted model, not a curated record. Gene Ontology annotation, cellular component: extracellular region. Gene Ontology annotation, molecular function: serine-type endopeptidase inhibitor activity. Lineage: Eukaryota; Metazoa; Chordata; Mammalia; Rodentia; Muridae.